Pocillopora meandrina is the source of this 1250-nucleotide messenger RNA. The record is from the annotation of a GenBank genome assembly. Lineage: Eukaryota; Metazoa; Cnidaria; Anthozoa; Scleractinia; Pocilloporidae.
CUUUUUUUCAUUUCUCUAGUGUUCCGUGACAUUGCCAGUCAACAAUGCCACGGAAUAUACUCCAUUUAUCAAAUGAUGCUUAAGGGCCAUACCUAUAAGACGUUCAAGACAACAGCAGGUACGCCCGAAUGCAGAGACAUUUGUCUCGCUGAUGACAGAUGUCAAAGCUUUAAUGUCGUCACGUUCAUUGCAAUCUGUGAGUUAAACAACCGAACUAAAGAGGCCAGACCAGAGGACUUUGUUAAGGACGAGUAUAGAUAUUACAUGGCGAAAGGUCCAAAACGAGGUAAUAGAACUUGCAAAUAUAAAAUAGUAGGGUGCUUACGUUUAUGGAUUUUGCGUUAUUAGCUACUGAUGUUUCUAACUUUUAUUCAGCUAAAGUGAAAUAUUUCCAUUUCAGUUCCCCUAGGAUCAAUCCGUGAGCUGCCUGCUGAAUCGUGCAAGGAAAUCAUGGCGAGUGAAGGAGAACAAGCAGUUAACGCUAAUUAUUGGCUGGAUUCUACAAGAUCUGGGAACUCUAUUUUAGCUCGCUGCGACAUGAAGACAAAAGGUUAGUACAGCAAACAUUCCAUGGCUAUUUGCCUUCGUGCCAAUGAAAGGCCUUCUCUUAAUCAGUUUUCUUUUUAACUAGUUGCAGACUAUUGUGUCAAGCACCAGUGCCAAAACGAUGCAAAGUGUGUCAACCGUGAAACCAACUACUCGUGCGCAUGUAACUCAUCUGGUUGGACAGGAAAAUAUUGCGAAAAAGGUUUUUCUUUCGUUGAAAAAGUUUCUGCUAAAGUUCAUGCGGAACAAGUAGAUGAAAUAACGACAUUAAAAUAACAUAUGCUUAUCCAUAGAUAUCAACGAAUGUAAGGAAGGCUUGCAUGGUUGCCAUGUCAAUGCCAUUUGUAGCAACACUAGGGGAUCCUACAACUGUACAUGCAAACCGGGAUUUAUUGGAGACGGACAAAACAGCUGCAAAGGUAAGGCUUUUAUUGUCAUUUUCAUUAUCAUUAUCAUCUCCAUUAGAAUCCUUUACGACCCCCUUUGCCUCGCCUUCGCCCAAUGUUUUUUUUGAGUCACAGACAGGAAAAUAUUGUGAAAAGGGUUUUUAAUUUGUUGAAAAAGUUUCUGUUAAAGUUCAAACUGAACAAAUAAGAUGAAAGAACGGCAUUAAAUUAACGUGUCAUGUAAAUGCCAUUUGUGACAACACUGAGGGCUCAUACAACUGUACAUGCAAACCGGGAUUUAUUGGAGACGGAAGAAAC